Messenger RNA from Calliphora vicina (urban bluebottle blowfly), 2131 nucleotides. RefSeq names its product protein interacting with PRKCA 1 (gene PICK1). Bases 88 to 1737 code for a protein of 549 amino acids. The record is from RefSeq and is a predicted model, not a curated record. Lineage: Eukaryota; Metazoa; Arthropoda; Insecta; Diptera; Calliphoridae. Gene Ontology annotation, biological process: receptor clustering; intracellular protein transport; positive regulation of receptor internalization. Gene Ontology annotation, molecular function: protein kinase C binding; protein domain specific binding; phospholipid binding. The transcript is spliced from 3 exons. Gene Ontology annotation, cellular component: postsynaptic early endosome; neuron projection; postsynaptic density.
AAUAAAAAUAAACUUAUUUACACAAUUUAGUUUAUUUGUAACGGUUCAUAUUGGAAUUUUUCAUUAAAAUUGAAUUAAUUUUGCAAAAUGUUAACGGAUUUAGAUGAUGAUUUCUUCUUCGAAGAAGAUAAAAUGGGUAUGACCGUUAGCACCAAGUCAGUAGUUGUAGUCAAAGAUGAUACCAAUCUAAUUGGUAUAAGCAUAGGUGGAGGAGCGCCUUUAUGUCCUUGCUUAUAUAUAGUACAGGUAUUUGAUGGUACACCAGCUGCCAGAGAGGGUUCUUUAGAGAGCGGCGAUGAGCUGUUGGCCAUAAAUAGCACAAGUGUUAAGGGCAAAACAAAAGUACAAGUGGCCAAAAUGAUUCAGACAGCAACACAGCAAGUGGUCAUACACUACAAUAAACUACACGCUGAUCCGGAAAGAGGAAAAUCACUCGAUAUAAUAUUGAAAAAACUAAAGCAUCGUAUAGUGGACAAUAUGUCCAGUAAUACGGCCGAUACUCUGGGUUUGUCUAGGGCAAUAUUAUGCAAUGACUCUUUGGUGAAACGGCUAGAAGAAUUGGAGGGCACGGAAAUGAUGUACAAAGGUAUGGUGGAUCAUGCUCGGCGCAUGUUAAAAGCCUAUUAUGAUCUGUUGCAAACGUACCGUGCGUUCGGCGAUUGCUUUAUGCGUAUCAGCACAAGAGAACCUCAGCUAAGAGCUUCUGAAGCUUUUCGUAUGUUUGGUGAUUUACAUCGAAAUUUGGAGAAAGACGGAUUGGCAGUCAUUAAAAAUAUUAAACCGAUUCUCGAUGAUUUGGGCACAUAUCUUCACAAGGCCAUACCCGAUACGAAACUAACUGUAAGACGUUAUAUGGAUGCCAAAUUUACCUAUUUAUCCUAUUGUUUGAAAGUCAAAGAAAUGGACGAUGAGGAGCAUAGUUUUGCCGCCAUACAGGAACCACUGUAUCGCGUUGAAACGGGCAACUAUGAAUAUCGUCUAAUAUUGAGAUGCCGUCAAGAUGCUAGAGGUAAAUUUGCCAAAUUGAGAACAGAUGUUUUGGAGAAAAUGGAACUGUUGGAAUGCAAACAUGCCAAUGACUUGUCGAAGCAACUUAGAAAUCUACUCGACAGUUUGGCUCAAUUAAAUAAGACCAUUACCGAAAGAAUGGAUACAAUACCAAAUCUAUUUCCCAUAGAGGUCGAUUUUAAAGACACCGACUUCCAAUAUAAAUCUAGCGUCUUGGAACCACAAAAAUUGGAUGACAACGAGGAAGAGGAACAAAAGCAAGAAUCGAAUGCAACAGGAAAACAAAAAGCCACAAAUUCAACGCAUACUGACGAUAGAGGUGAUGUUAUCUGUGGUCUCGAAGCUGUCGAACAGCCAGCACCUAUAAUUAAUGUACCCGCAAAAGUGCAAGAUAUUUUAUCUCUAACAGACAAUCCAUCUGAUAAUCUAAUGGCGGAAACAACCAAUGAAAAUGAUCAACUUCUUAAAGAUCUGGGUUUAUUGGGUAUAGACUUAAGUUCCAACUCAAUUUCCUCAACGCCAUGUAUAAAUAAAAUCGCAUCACCGAAUGGUUUCUAUGAUUUUGAUUUAUUCCUAAAUCAAUCAUCUGGCAUUACAACAGCCGCCGCCGCCGCCGACACAACAACACAAUUUGAAACAAAACAAACAACAAUGUCAGCCGCUACAUCUCAAUUGGGAAAUGAUUUAAUGGCUGCUAAUGCUCUGGAAACCGAUUUGCUAUUGCAGUAAACUACAAUAGUAGAUCGAUUAUACUGUAAUUAAUUCGUCCCAGUUAAUACAAAAUUUAGCUAGUUUAAUACUGAUACUUAUACUACUAUGAUUCAUUUUUACUUAAACUAUUAUGAGUACAAUUCUAUAUAAAACUUUUCAAUGUAGAAUUAAUUUGGUUUUCUUAUUUUAAUUAAGUUUUUCAGCUUAUAUAUUUAUUAACAAUAUACAUACAUACAUACACACAUACAUUGUAUUUCUGUACGAGUCUAUCAAUUGUAUAUUUAUAACACUUAUAUACCACAUGUACUACAUAUGUAUAUGGACUAUGUAUUUACCACAUUUAUAUAUGAAAAUAUGUGUUAAUAAAUAAUAUAUUAUACAUUUGAAUAAUCAUUUCUCAAAGCGAAAAUAA